This is a messenger RNA of Austrofundulus limnaeus, 3155 nucleotides long. RefSeq names its product anoctamin-9. Gene Ontology annotation, molecular function: protein dimerization activity; chloride channel activity. Gene Ontology annotation, biological process: chloride transmembrane transport. Gene Ontology annotation, cellular component: plasma membrane. Lineage: Eukaryota; Metazoa; Chordata; Actinopteri; Cyprinodontiformes; Rivulidae. The record is from RefSeq and is a predicted model, not a curated record.
GACAAAUCACAUCCAGAGUCUUCUUUUUACCUCUUGAUUCUUUUGGUCUAACAUGACCACACGCACGGGCAGGCGGCGUGGCUUCCUGCUCUGGGCCGGAUGAGGUGACUCAGCUACAGAUGAAAUCCGGAAGUUGCCUCCUGUGUGGUUGAGGACUGAUCGUGUAAAUGUUCCAGCUGGAGACAAAUCAGAGCAGCAGACUGAGGCUGUGAGGAGGAACCCGUGGAUGGUGACAGGGGGUCUGCUGUAAUCCAGGGAGGGGGGUCGUCGCUGCAUCAUGCGGGGUCACAGGAGACAGCCCAGUAUUGAGCUGCUGGAAUUCAUCGGAGUGGUCAAGGAGAAUGGAAAUGAACUUCCUCCAGUGAUCACACCGCUGUCUUAUGACUACGUCCUGGUCGCCAAAUCGGUCGAUGACCAAGAGCGAGAGGUCUUCAAGAAACAGACGGAGUACAUAAACGGGCUGAAGAAGAAGAACUUCAAAGUGACUAAAAUUAUAGACGACGAUCUUGUCUUCUAUGGGAUCCAGGCUCCUAAAGAAGUCUUUGAGAAGUACAGGUAUCUGCUCAAAGUGUCCGACGCCUGUAACUGGAGCUCAGACCAGAACUCGGUCACUCUCAGCACCAGGAUAAGGAUCGUCCACUUCAUCUUAAACCACACGCUGAUCCGCUCAGGAGAGGGGUUACGGGAUCUUAUGAAGGCGAAGGUUUUUGAGGCAAAGUUCUGUUUACAUGAGAAAAGGAAACAGAAAGAGCUGAAGGAGAACUGGGCACGAUGGACAGCCUGUCUCCAAGGGCAACCCAUAACUGCUGUCAGGAACUACUUUGGGGAGAAGGUCGCCCUGUACUUCCUGUGGUUGGGAUGGUAUACAUAUCUUCUCAUCCCCCCUGCUCUGAUUGGGAUCCUUGUCUUUCUCUACGGCCUCAGUUAUUUCAACACCUCCCCACUCAUAAACGAGGUCUGUCACUCUGACACAGUCAUGUGUCCACUUUGUGACCAGGGCUGCAAGGCGUGGCGGCUCUCAGACACCUGCACAUACGCCAAGCUGAGUUUACUGUUUGACAACAACGGCACGGUGAUCUUUGCUAUGUUCAUGGCAAUAUGGACGACGCUGUUUUUAGAGUUCUGGAAGAGACAUCGAGCUUCUUAUGUCUGUGAGUGGAAGGUGUCUGAAUGGUCUGAGGAAGAGGAGGAGCUGAUCCUGGAAAUUGUGAAUAAUGCCGACUGUGAACCGAAACCUUUCAGGCACUCCUACAUUCACAGCACUCUGGUUCUGAUCUGCGUAACACUCAUGAUACUGGUGAUCAUCGGCCUGACGCAUGUCUUGGUGGUGCUCAGGGUCAUAGUUGCAAGGUUUUUGGCGGAGGGACCAUGGGAAUUUCUGAACAACAACUCCAACAUCGGAGCCAUGAUGGCGGGGGCUGUCUUUCAUUUCCUCAUCAUCACCGUCAUGUCGCGGGUCAACAGGAUUGUGGCCUUGAAGCUUUGUGAAAUAGAGAAAACCAGGUCAUUCGCCGCCACAGAGAGGAGUUUCACAGUGAAGAUGUUCACCUUCCAGUUCUUCACCUAUUUCUCCUCCCUCUUCUAUGUGGCCUUUGUUCUCGGCAGGAUUAAUGGCCACCCAGGUGAAUAUGUACGAAUUGCAGGACUAUGGAGGCUUGAGGAAUGUCACCCCAGUGGGUGUCUCACAGACCUGUUCAUUCAAAUGACUAUUAUAAUGACUCUGAAGCAAGUUCUGAGCAAUGUGAUUGAGUACGCAAGCCCCUGGCUCAGCAGGUACAUGAAGAGGAAAAGAUCCAAAAAGCUGCAGAGGAAAUGUGCCCACUGCUACCUGAGAGACGAGUCCGACGUCAGCGACGGAGCUGAGCUAUGCGAGAACUGCAAGCUCAGAGACUGGCACAAAAACUACAGGCUCACCGACGUGAACUCUUUCAGCCUGUUCAACGAGUUUUUAGAGAUGGUGAUCCAGUUUAGCUUCACCACCAUAUUUGUGGCUGCGUUUCCUCUCGCUCCUCUGCUGGCUCUCAUUAAUAACAUCAUCGAGAUCCGUUUGGAUGCCAUUAAAAUGGUCACUCUGGAGCGCAGGAUGGUUCCCAAGAAAACCAAUGACAUCGGCGUGUGGAUGCCCAUACUGGAGGUCAUUGGUGUCCUAGCUGUCAUUGCAAACGGCCUGGUAAUCGGGGUUUCAUCCGAUUUUAUCCCUCGACUUGUGUACCGUUACCGCUACGGCCCAUGUGUUAACGGCACAGCAGCAGAUAUGGACUGCAUGGUUGGCUACAUCAACAAUACCCUUUCCGUUGCGUCAAAAGUGGAACAGAUGUUCGAUUCUGAAGGACAGAACGUUACUUCAUGCAGCUACAAAGACUACAGAGAUGGUGAAUACAACUUUACCCCACAGUUUUGGCUGAUUUUAGCCAUUCGCUUUGCAUUUGUCAUCCUCUUUGAGCAUGUUCUUGUCAUAUGCAAAUUCAUCGCAGCCUGGUUUGUGCCGUCUGCUCCCAUGCAAGUGAAGAACCAUAAACUGUUUGAUAAACUUUACAGGCUAAAAGAGGAGCUCAGGACGUUUGAAGCGUGACAACAUUCAGACACUUUAGUGGGACAUAAUCUGAUCCUGAACACUGAGUGUAGCCGUGUGCUUUUUGCGUAUAAAAGCUGUGGCAGCACUGGGACAGUUCAAAGAUUCAUCUUCCUGAAGAGAUCAGACGAAGGGUCGUGGCUCCCUGUUAUUGUCUGCUGUCAGAUGUAAGCUGCCUAUAAUUACAUCUGUAAGAAAUGGACUUAAAAAAAGCCUUUUUUUUUGUUCUUGGGCAAAACGUGUAGAGUAACUGAUACUACUGGUUAUGCCUUGUCUGACAUCUGCUCUUAUUUUAACCUGAGAAAGCACUGAGUGCUUAGUGUUGGAUCUGUGUUUGUGAGCCAUAUCUAAGUGUUUUCACUGAAAGCUGGAAGGUUAUUUUCAACUGCUCCUACGAACAGACUGCUGACUGUGCUAUUAUCAUACUGCCUUACAUUGUAAAACAAAGCGCUGUGAUGCUUAUUGCUUUUAUUUCAUUCAGAUAAAAUAUGAUGGUGUUUUGUAAAUGAGAAUGUUUUGCAUUAUUUUAUAAUAUUAUUAAAAGAGGAACUAUUUGUCCUUAUGAGCUGUCUUUUCAAUUUAA